Molecule: messenger RNA, 3681 nt
Organism: Histoplasma mississippiense
Lineage: Eukaryota; Fungi; Ascomycota; Eurotiomycetes; Onygenales; Ajellomycetaceae
Product: ATP-dependent RNA helicase DHX8
Exons: 2
Coding region: 1-3681 (1226 amino acids)
Biological process (GO): spliceosomal complex disassembly
Cellular component (GO): intracellular anatomical structure; catalytic step 2 spliceosome
Molecular function (GO): ATP binding; RNA binding
Source: RefSeq, a predicted model, not a curated record
AUGGAUGAUCUUGAGUCCUUGGAGCUCUUUUCCCUUGUCUCGAAAGUCACCACUGAGCUCCAAAACCAUCUCGGAGUUAACGACAAAACCCUCGCCGAGUUCGUGAUCGACCAACAUUUGAAAUGCAGUUCGCUUGCAGAAUUUAGAAGUAUUCUCGAUGACAUCGGAGCCGAUUUCCCACAGAGCUUGAUCGAGAGUAUAGAUCGCCUGGUCUUGACGCUGCACCCAAAGUUCAAGGGUAAAAAGGAGUCCGCAAAGGGCACCGGACAGAAUGGAAACAGUGAAGGGUUGGACGAAGUUGAAAAGAAAGCGCGUGUCUUCAAAGGUCUAGCGGUUCCUGAUAAAGUGCCACAGUGGGAGGAUGAUGGAGGUGAUGCCGCUACACCUGUGGAACCCGCUUCGAAGCAUGAUGCGACUGCGGGCGCAAUGGAUGAUACUUUUGCGAUGUUGGAAGGUUUGGCGGGGAAAGCAAGAGAGCGUAAAAGCGCAGUGAAUACCAGGAAGAGAAGCAGGAGCCCCGGUGGUGACGAAUACGAUGGGGGCAUAUCGUGGAGGGACAGGUACCGGUCGAGGUCUAGAUCACAGAGCGCAGAAAGGACACGGCGAAAACAGGAGGGUCUGGAUGAAUUUGGCAGAACUUCGAAACACAGGGCUAAAAACGACAGAUACAAUAAUGGUUUUGGCGAAAACAGAAGGCGGCGGGAUCACGAUGAUGAGGAAUUCUUCAAACGGCCUCCGACCCCUGAACUCGAUGACCAACCUAUUCUCUUCAAGAUCUACGAUGGGAGGGUCACAGGGAUAAAGGACUUCGGUGCAUUUGUGAACCUCUUGGGCGUCAAGGGGAAAGUUGAUGGACUUGUACACGUAUCCGCUAUGCAAGUCGGUGCACGAGUUAACCACCCGUCUGACCUUGUCUCCAAGGGCCAACCCGUUAAGGUGAAGGUUAUCACUAUACAGGGGAGCCGGAUAGGCUUAUCUAUGAAGGAGGUUGAUCAGAGUACUGGUCGCGAUCUCGCGCCACAAAAACGCCUUGCUUCCGGUGCCAAUAUGGAACGACUCAAUGGAACUGGUUCAGACGACCGCUAUGGGAAUCUGAGCACCCCUGUUCCCAUCAUCGAGGAUGAUGAUGGCAGACCAUUGAAAAACCGAAAGCGCUUAAAUUCUCCGGAAAGAUGGGAGAUAAAGCAAUUAAUUGCGUCUGGUGCCGUUUCCGCUGCCGAUUACCCGGAUAUCGACGAAGAAUACCAUGCCACCCUUACCGGAGAAGGGGAUUUCGAGGAGGAAGAGGAUGUUGAUAUUGAAGUUAGAGACGAAGAACCUCCGUUCCUAGCUGGCCAAACGAAACAAUCCCUUGAACUCUCCCCGAUUCGUGUCGUUAAGGCUCCAGAUGGCUCACUUAACCGCGCUGCUAUGGCUGGUACAAAUUUGGCCAAGGAAAGAAGAGAGCUACGCCAACAAGAAGCUCAGGACAAGGCUGCUGAGCAGGCUGCCGGAGUUGACCUCAAUGUUCAGUGGCAUGAUCCUAUGGUAGCACCGGAAGAAAGGAAGUUCGCUGCAGAUCUGCGGAAUGCCCAAGUCACCAAAACAACUGAUACUUUACCUGAAUGGAAAAGAGUAACGCAGAGUAAAGACCAGUCUUAUGGGAAGAGGACAAACAUGACAAUGAAACAACAACGUGAAAGUCUUCCUGUUUUCAAAUUCCGCAAACAGUUACUGGAGGCCGUGACGGAAAAUCAGCUCCUAAUCGUUGUUGGCGAUACUGGGUCUGGUAAAACUACGCAGCUAACACAAUAUCUUGCCGAGGGUGGAUUUGCAAAUAACGGCAUCAUUGGCUGUACUCAGCCCCGACGUGUAGCCGCAGUAUCCGUCGCGAAACGUGUAUCUGAGGAAGUCGGUUGUCGUUUAGGUGCAGAAGUUGGAUACACCAUCCGCUUUGAAGACUGCACUAGCCCCGAGACAAAGAUCAAAUAUAUGACAGAUGGUAUACUCCAGAGAGAAAUUCUUCUUGACCCUGACUUGAAGAAAUAUUCGGUUAUCAUGCUUGACGAGGCUCACGAGCGAACCAUCAGUACUGAUGUUCUCUUCGGCCUUCUCAAAAAGACCAUUCAACGACGACCUGACUUGAAGGUCAUCGUUACUUCAGCAACCCUAGACGCCGAUAAAUUCUCGGAAUAUUUCAACAUGUGUCCCAUCUUCUCGAUUCCGGGACGAACCUACCCUGUGGAAAUCAUGUACUCGAGAGAACCAGAAUCGGACUAUUUGGAUGCGGCUUUAGUCACAGUUAUGCAGAUACACUUGACAGAACCCGCCGGAGACAUCUUAUUAUUCUUAACUGGUCAAGAAGAGAUUGAUACUGCCUGUGAAAUCUUAUAUGAACGAAUGAAAGCGCUAGGGCCUAGUGUUCCCGAACUGAUCAUUUUGCCUGUCUACUCAGCUCUUCCUAGUGAGAUGCAGAGUAGGAUUUUCGAGCCUGCGCCUCCUGGAAGUCGAAAGGUUGUCAUCGCCACAAAUAUCGCGGAAACAUCAAUUACAAUAGACCAAAUAUACUAUGUAGUUGACCCUGGAUUUGUAAAGCAAAAUGCCUAUGACCCAAAACUUGGAAUGGAUUCCCUCGUUGUUACACCUAUAUCGCAGGCGCAGGCGAAGCAGCGAUCUGGACGGGCCGGAAGAACGGGCCCAGGUAAAUGUUUCCGUUUAUAUACCGAAGCAGCGUAUCAAUCAGAAAUGCUUCCAACCACUAUUCCCGAAAUUCAGCGCCAAAAUCUCUCACAUACAAUUCUUAUGUUGAAAGCCAUGGGCAUUAACGACCUUCUUCACUUCGACUUCAUGGACCCUCCCCCAACGAACACUAUGCUUACUGCACUUGAAGAACUAUACGCCCUUUCCGCUCUUGAUGACGAAGGUCUUCUAACGCGGCUGGGAAGGAAAAUGGCUGACUUCCCGAUGGAGCCUGCAUUGGCCAAAGUGCUAAUCGCCUCCGUCGAGAUGGGUUGCUCAGACGAAAUGCUCACCAUCGUCGCCAUGCUUUCAGUGCACAGCAUAUUCUAUCGGCCCAAGGAAAAGCAGCAACAAGCCGAUCAGAAAAAGGCAAAAUUUCACGACCCGCAUGGCGACCACCUCACCCUCCUAAACGUCUACAACGGGUGGAAGAAUUCACGUUUCAGCAGCCCUUGGUGUUUUGAGAACUUCAUACAGGCACGCCAGAUGCGCCGCGUGCAAGAUGUGCGCGAGCAACUGGUCACUAUCAUGGAACGCUAUAAACACAAAGUGGUCUCCUGCGGACGGAACACGACCAGAGUCCGACAAGCGCUCUGCUCAGGAUUCUUCCGGAACGCGGCGCGUAAGGACCCACAGGAAGGCUAUAAGACUUUGAUCGAAGGAACGCCUGUAUACAUGCAUCCUAGUUCCGCGCUGUUUGGGAAGGCGGCAGAACACGUCAUAUUCCACACUUUGGUCCUUACCACGAAGGAAUAUAUGCAUUGUACUACCAGCAUAGAGCCAAAGUGGCUCGUCGAAGCAGCGCCCACAUUCUUCAAAGUCGCGCCAACCAACCGUCUCUCGAAACGGAAGAGAGCAGAACGGAUCCAGCCGCUUCACAACCGAUUCGCAGGCGAUGAUGAUUGGCGGUUAUCAGCGCAAAGACGCCAAGGAAGGGGUGGUGGGGGUGGAACCUGGGGAUGA